CUCUUUCUUUCACCUGUGAAAUCACCUGUGGACAUUUCCCCUCAAAGUUCGACUCCCUGGACUUGAGCGUUUCCUUUCCUUCUGACCCGAGGAUGGAGAAGUACGAGAAGAUCGCAAAGAUCGGAGAAGGCUCGUACGGCGUCGUGUUCAAGUGCAGGAACAGAGACACGGGGCAGAUCGUCGCCAUCAAGAAGUUCGUGGAGUCGGAGGACGACCCCAUCAUCAAGAAGAUCGCACUGAGGGAGAUCCGGAUGCUCAAGAAACUGAAACACGCCAACCUGGUGAACCUGAUUGAGGUUUUUCGGCGGAAGCGGAAGCUCCACCUGGUUUUCGAGUACUGCGAUCACACGGUGCUGAACGAGCUGGACCGACAUCCCCGAGGUGUCCCCGAGCACCUGGUGAAGAGCAUCACAUGGCAGACGCUUCAGGCCGUGAACUUCUGCCACAAACAAAACUGCAUCCACAGGGACGUGAAGCCGGAGAACAUCCUCAUCACCAAACAUCAGGUCAUCAAACUCUGUGACUUUGGCUUUGCCAGGAUCCUCACUGGUCCAUGUGACUACUACACAGACUACGUCGCGACCCGGUGGUAUCGAGCCCCCGAGCUGCUGGUGGGCGACACGCAGUACGGAGCCCCAGUGGACGUGUGGGCCAUCGGUUGUGUGUUUGCUGAGCUGCUGUCAGGAAUCCCUCUGUGGCCCGGGAAGUCCGACAUGGACCAACUCUACCUGAUCAGGAAGACUCUCGGAGAUCUGAUCCCUCGACAUCAGCAGGUUUUCAGCAACAACCAGUUCUUCAGUGGAGUUUCCAUCCCAGAGCCACAGGAGAUGGAAACUUUGGAGCAGAAAUAUCCGAAUCUCUCACAUCAAGCUCUGAGUCUCAUGAAGGGUUGCCUGAGGAUGGACCCUUCGGAGCGUCUGACCUGUGGCCAGCUCCUCCUGCAUCCGUACUUCGACCACCUGCGUGAGAAGAGCCAGAGCUCGUCCCGUGAGGAGGAGCGUUCCAGCAACAAGAGGACGCGCUUCCCUCGCAAGCAGCUCCCCCCCGGGUAUUUGCCGCAGCUGACCGGCAGCAGCAUCUUCCCGGCUCUGGACAACAAGAAGUACUACAACAACCUGCGCAGGUUCAACUACCACCUCCCCAACAUCUAAACCCACGGAUCGGAAUUCAAAUCCUCACCAUCGACCUGCUGUUUCCUAAUAAAACACUCAGGAGAGGAAGCUACGAGAGCAUUCGAGAGGAUCCCACAACUUUCUACAGUUUGUUUUUCCACAUGAGGUGAUGUCGGUCUAUGCACUAUUCCCAGCGCGUGGAGUCACACAUGCUGGUUUUUUGUAUGUUGUCUACAUAUCAAGUCGAUUUGUACUUUGUGUAGACGUGUGAAGACGAUGAGCGACGGCCGCUCUGCUUGUAGUCGCUGAGGAGACUGGAGGUAAAACUACCACGUACUGCCUUGCCUGGUUUGCCAAAUGAUUGUUUUUUUAUUAUAUAAUGUAACUUGUGAGAGUUUUUGUUAGUUGACUUUUAUGUUGUCUUUGAAUAAGUUAAAUAAUGUAGGACUCAGACUAUUUUUUGGUCACGACUAAUGAACAUUUCUGAAAAUAUUAAUUGACAUCAGGAGUGAAAACACUUUUAAACAUUCCCUCAACUUCCCCUCGGCGUCAUUUAUCAGGAACAGCACCACUUUGUCCUCAUUGUCUCUGGAGCUUUGGUGCUAAGGAGGUUUUCCACCGUCCGUCUCGCCUCCGAUUUUGUACAAACGCCAAAUUAAUCUAAAGAGAAAUGAUUUGAAAUCCUCAGAAUUUUCACAAAACUGUUUCUGCCUGUGGAACCGCAUGUUGAGAAUAUAAUAAAGUAAAGAAAUGUUCAACCAAUCAAAACAAAGAACUGGUGUCGAUAUCAU
Messenger RNA from Limanda limanda (common dab), 1903 nucleotides. RefSeq names its product cyclin dependent kinase like 1 (CDC2 related kinase) (gene cdkl1). Gene Ontology annotation, biological process: protein phosphorylation. The transcript has 10 exons. Gene Ontology annotation, cellular component: nucleus. The record is from RefSeq and is a predicted model, not a curated record. Bases 93 to 1151 code for a protein of 352 amino acids. NCBI's taxonomy places the organism in Eukaryota, Metazoa, Chordata, Actinopteri, Pleuronectiformes, Pleuronectidae. Gene Ontology annotation, molecular function: ATP binding; cyclin-dependent protein serine/threonine kinase activity.